AAUCGUUCGCAUCAAGUUAGCACGAUCUAGAUCGUUAGAUCUGAUGAGUCUCUCCAUGUAUAAAGCCCAUGCGCGCGCAUGGGCUUAAGUAUUUGAAGAUCGUCGUCGACCUAGCAAAAACUUCACCCAUCCAUGUAUACGCCACCUUCAUCUCCUUUGCUUCUGCAGCGACACAUAGAUUGCGAAGAUGGUGGCGCGCUCUAUAGCAACUACCUUGUACUCGAUCCUAAACAGGCAGGCUUUCUCGACCUCCCUCGCCUUCUGUUUUCUAACGACGUGUCCGAGAGAAGAUACAUCCAGUGCCCGGUAAUCUACAAGGAGGAGCUCAGGGGGUUUAAGCGAAGAUGGUUCAUCUUCAUCUCCAUCGUCGCUCAGAAACUCCUGCUCUUGUUCAAGGGAAUGUUGGAAUGGCUCGGGAAUGCUUUUGAGUUCUGUCUUAACCUCCCGUCGACCAACGGAGGAUUUCUCAAGCUCAUCGCCAAUGCUCUCAAAGGAAACGUGGAGUGGCCGAGUAAAGAUUCGCCAUCUUUUGCAUCAGUGGUAGGGUAUUUGGACCCGAGAGUGGACCUUGACAGCCGCCUGAAGCAUGGAGACGCACGGUAUAAUGCAUACUUGUCCAUGAUGGCUGCUAAGUUGUCGUACGAGAAUGAUUCUUUCGUUGAAACCACCGUCAGAGAUCGUUGGAAGAUGGAAUUCUUGCAGUGUGGGGACUUUUGGAAUGAUCACCUGGAGCAACACUCUACUCGAGCCAUCAUGUUGAAAGACCGAGACCUGAUCGUGUUGGCAUUUAGGGGCACCCGCCCUUUUGAUGCGGACGCAUGGCGCACCACCAUCGAUCUCUCUUGGUACGAGGUCGAGGUCAAGCUUGAAGGAGAAGCGGGGCUGGAGUGGGUGAGCAUCCACGGCGGCUUCAUGAAAGCCCUGGGCCUACAAAAGGGCCGAGGAGGGCUCAAGGAGAUGGAUGAGGUAGCCGAGGAAGGCAAAAGCUAUGCUUAUUAUGAGAUUAAGGAAAUGCUAAGGAAUUUAUUGAAGGAGAGAGGGACAAAGUUCAUAGUGACGGGGCAUAGUUUGGGAGGGGCACUUGCCAUCCUAUUCGUGGGGGCGUUGUGCAUGCACAAGGAGGAUGCAAUUCUGGAUAAGUUGGAAGGAGUGUAUACAUUUGGGCAGCCGAAGGUGGGGGAUGAGAGAUUUGGGGAGUACAUGAGGAGGAAGAUUUGUCGUCAGGUGAAGUACUAUAGGUAUGUCUAUUCAAGCGACCGUGUUCCUAGGAUGCCUCGUGAUGGCAUGGUCUUUGGGUUCAAGCACUUUGGUCCUUGCCUCUACUUCAACAGCUUGUACAAGGGGAAGGUGUUAGAUGAGGAGCCGAACAAAAACCGCUUGCUGUUGUUAUGGUUCAUACCAAACAUCAUGAAUGCGAUUUGGGAGCUGAUGAGGGGCUUCGUCAUGCCGUGUCUGAGAGGCCGAGCAUACCGAGAGAGCUGGGUCUUAUUACUGUUUAGGAUGGUCCGCAUUGCAAUUCCAGUACUGUCUGCUCAUUCACCUCAAGAAUAUGUCAAUAUGACUCAACUCGGCUCCUUACGCUCCCAUGAGAUAAGCUAGAUCCAAUCAAUCAGGACCGUGAUCUAUGGACCGACGAGAUCCUGAAUGGGAAAAAAAAAAGUUGUGUUAGCUCUUACGGCCGUGUCAAUAAAUUUGGAAAACGUACUUGUCUAAGAGGGCAAACUGAUGUUCCUUCGAGACAGAAUUAGUUACUUGCACUGCAUGCUAUUGAGAAAUUCUGUAUGUGGUGGAUUGAGAGAGAAUAAAACCCUAAACGCUUGAAGAA
Messenger RNA from Eucalyptus grandis, 1825 nucleotides. RefSeq names its product triacylglycerol lipase OBL1. NCBI's taxonomy places the organism in Eukaryota, Viridiplantae, Streptophyta, Magnoliopsida, Myrtales, Myrtaceae. The transcript has 5 exons. Gene Ontology annotation, biological process: lipid metabolic process. The coding region runs from base 133 to 1599 and encodes 488 amino acids. Gene Ontology annotation, molecular function: triacylglycerol lipase activity. The record is from RefSeq and is a predicted model, not a curated record.